AUGGACGAGUCAUUUCUAUGUGAAGAGAUUCUUACGGUGCAAUCCGGACCGUUGGCUAAUCGAGUUGGUCUGCAUUUUUGGAAUUAUGAAGCCUACUUCCCGGGCUACGAUCACUGCUCACGUGUCGAUUCGGAUUGUCCGAAUCAAACACAUCAACGCGUGUUGUGUGACUUGCGUGCCAAUCUGACCAUUCCGCGCACAUUAGCCCUAGAUCUCGCCAGUUCCAUCGACUAUGGGUUCCAUUUUGAGGAUCCCGCAUCUGGCGCAUCAGAUGCCGCCCACAUCUGGGAUGGCCCUGUGCAUUCCGUUUUCCGUUCCAAUUUUCCCGCUCCUUUGUCCCAAUGCGAAAAAGAUUUUACCCAAUGGACCACAUGUUUCANNNNUCAAUCCUCUGAUUCGUCGUAUUUGGCGCGAAAACGAUAUGAUUUGCACAUUACCCAACACGGCUUAUUCACAGACAUCAACUACAGAUACUGA
Molecule: messenger RNA, 477 nt
Organism: Echinostoma caproni
Lineage: Eukaryota; Metazoa; Platyhelminthes; Trematoda; Plagiorchiida; Echinostomatidae
Source: the annotation of a GenBank genome assembly